GGAAAAAAAAAUGGUUUGCCUUUCACGUUUUCUCGUUACUCGUUUUAUCAAUCUUCACGGCUACCUUCGUCAAAAUUAUCUGAAAAUUCUCGUCCUCUGCCUCGUCGUCGGUGUGGGCACCGGAAUUGUUCACUGGCUCACACUAAACCAACCAAAAUUCUUCGAGACCCUGCACGACAACAUAAGGGAAUUUCCGCUCGGUGUCACCUUCGGUAUUCUCACCGUUGUCCUGAUAGCGACCCUUCUGCUGUACGCACUCCGCCUGGAAUCGACGGAAAAGGUUCACGUCCGUAGCCGGACUGCUAUUAGGCUGAAAUACGUCGACUUCAUUCUGCUCUGUCUCAACACCCAGCUGAAGGAGGCGACGGAACGCUAUCUGCACCAUGGCACACACGUCCCGGACCAGCUCGAUGCAAUGCACACCGAAAUCGAAGACUGUAUCGACCGGUUCCGAGAAAAUGCCCGUAAAUUGCUUAACGCCCCAGGUGUGCCCGGACUUACCACUCUCCAGGAGCACGAGAACUACUUCCGACUGGACCAGCAGGGCACCGGUAUAGGCGAGGAAAUCCUUAAAUUGAAAAGAAACUCGAAAUCCUUGCUCUCGGAACGAGCCAUCAAAGCGCUGCUCACAAAAUGACGAAAGAGAAGAAGUACCGAAUCCACCACACCAGCAUAAAUUCGAAUCAAUUAGAAAGAUUAUCAAACAAGCUC
Molecule: messenger RNA, 711 nt
Organism: Toxorhynchites rutilus septentrionalis
Lineage: Eukaryota; Metazoa; Arthropoda; Insecta; Diptera; Culicidae
Exons: 2
Coding region: 11-637 (208 amino acids)
Source: RefSeq, a predicted model, not a curated record